This is a messenger RNA of Protopterus annectens (West African lungfish), 1873 nucleotides long. Its product is annotated as kelch-like protein 10. Gene Ontology annotation, molecular function: protein binding. The record is from RefSeq and is a predicted model, not a curated record. The transcript is spliced from 5 exons. NCBI's taxonomy places the organism in Eukaryota, Metazoa, Chordata, Ceratodontiformes, Protopteridae. Bases 276 to 1799 code for a protein of 507 amino acids.
UGUUCAGUUGGGUUUCCAUUGCCUAGGCAGCAGGUACAGGCGUGCCCAAUGAGAGGAGAGUGGGCGGGGUAAUAUGAGCUGAUCGGUAUGGCCUGAUGUGCUUGGCUCCUGUCUGAGUCUAAGGAAAUCAAAAGAGGUGGAGAGCGGUAUGCUGACAGCAAUGUGUUGAUUCUGUUGCCGGCUUUCAAAAACGAAGGAGAGCUUUGUUUGACUCUCCAUGGAGCAUUUUAGAGGAGAAGAAGGUAUAUGACAUUCCUGGGGCUUCUCCAGAGAUAAUGGAUUUAAUCAUACAAUAUGCUUAUACCAGGACUGUACCCAUCACCAUUGAAAAUGUGGAGCAACUUCUGGCUGCAGCAGAUCAAUUCCAUGUAUUAGGCCUUGUGAGGAUGUGUUGUGAGUUUCUGGAGUCUUAUCUCUGCAUAGAAAACUGUAUUGGAAUUUGGAAGUUUGCAGACUUCUACUUCUGCUCUGAACUGAAACACAAGGCCUACCUCUUCAUUCUUCACAACUUUGAGGAGAUGGUAAAAAUAUCUGAAGAGCUUCUGCAGCUCUCAGCUUUUGAAUUUGGAAAAAUAAUUGAGGAAGAUGAACUGAAUGUGAAAAAUGAGGAUGUGGUCUUCAAAGCCAUCUUGAAAUGGAUUUCUCAUGACCCACAUGACAGAAAGAAAUAUAUUCCAAUUUUACUUCUCAAGGUAAGACUGGCACUAAUGAAUGCUGAUUACUUCGUUGAGAAUGUCAGAAAUAAUUACUAUGUGAAAGACAAUGAUGAAUGCAAGCCUAUCAUCAGAAAAACCCUUGAAAUUAUGUAUGACCUGAAACUGAGUAGACCUCUGGAUGAAGAAUUCAGGAAUCUGCUAACUAGGCCCCGACUUCCAUGUACAGUCCUUUUUGCUAUUGGUGGAUGCAAUGGAGAAAGCCCGACGAAUGUCAUAGAAGUAUAUGAUGCUCGUGCUGACAUGUGGAUGGAUGUCACAUGUGAAGGUGAAUUCCCUCGUAUGUACCAUGGUGCAGCAUACCUAAACAGAUAUGUUUAUAUCUUUGGUGGCUCAGAUGGUGUGAAUACCUUUAACAGCGUUAGGCGUCUUGACCCCCUCAAUAAGACAUGGCAAGAAGUUGCUCCCAUGCAUUCAAGGCGCUGCUAUGUUAGUGUAACUAUACUGAAUGAACUAAUUUAUGCCAUGGGGGGAUCUGAUGGUGACCUACGCCUCAACACAGCAGAGAAAUAUGAGCCCAAAGCCAACCAGUGGACUUUGACUUCUGAAAUGCAUGAACGCAGAAGUGAUGCAAAUGCCACAUCUCUGCAUGGAAAGGUAUACAUCUGUGGAGGUUUCACUGGGACUGACUGUUUAUUCACAGCUGAAAUGUACAAUCCAGAAGCCAACCAAUGGACCUUGAUUGCACCAAUGAGAAGCAGACGAAGUGGGCUAGGUGUGGCUGCGUGUGGAGAACAGGUCUAUGCAGUUGGAGGUUUUGAUGGAAAUAUUCCACUUCGCAGUGUAGAGGCCUAUGAUCCCAUUAACGAUACUUGGCGUGCCGUCUCUAGCAUGUUCACCCCACGCAGCAACUUUGGAAUUGGAGUAGUGGAUGAUUUUAUGGUUGUUGCAGGUGGCUACGAUGGCCUGUCAACCAUUUCUGCUGUAGAAUACUAUGUUGAGAAAACCAACAAAUGGUACAAAGCCCAUGACAUGGGUCUUGAGCGCAGUGCUUUUAGCUGCUGUAUCAUUCCAAGCUUGCCAAACAUUAGAGAGUAUGCAGUUUCAAGAGACAGCUAUGUUGGGUUUCAUUUCAGGAGCAAGUAAAAUCUUCAUUUCACAUUAUAUUAUCAUUGUAGUCACUUUUACUGUUUUGUUUUGGUCAAUAAAAUAAAGGAAUA